This is a messenger RNA of Platichthys flesus (European flounder), 22005 nucleotides long. It is a transcript of the gene ahnak, whose product is annotated as AHNAK nucleoprotein. The transcript is spliced from 6 exons. Lineage: Eukaryota; Metazoa; Chordata; Actinopteri; Pleuronectiformes; Pleuronectidae. The coding region runs from base 359 to 20536 and encodes 6725 amino acids. Gene Ontology annotation, cellular component: cytoplasm; costamere; nucleus. Gene Ontology annotation, molecular function: protein binding. The record is from RefSeq and is a predicted model, not a curated record. Gene Ontology annotation, biological process: regulation of RNA splicing.
UCAGCCACACAGAAGAAAAAGUUAAAAUCAACUCACAGCAGAGGAGGGAGGGAGAGAGGGGGAGAAUACGCCCUGGAAACUUGGUUGAUCGAGAAAAAGGAAAGGAGUGACAGAAUCCUAACAGACUGCAAAGCUGGGACUGGAAGAAGUGCUUUUGGGCCGGGAACUGGACACGUUUUUCAGGAUGCUCAAGCUAGAGUGAGGCUUCUUGAGCGCACAGACUGCGCAAAGCAGAAGUCGAGAAAGAAGGACACAGCAGCAGACUGAAGCCUUCGGCAUUGCUUGAGCAAUCCAAGGGAAAACCAAGGUAGACUUUCCUGCGCACAGAGGCUGCAAUAGUGGAGAGCAGAAAAAAAAGAUGGCUGAAGAGGAAGAAACCAGGGAAGUGCUCUUUCCAGACUGGGAGGGUGCAGAAGAAACUGGCUUGACCAUUGAACGGACGAGUGAAGGAGACAUCUUUGUAAAGGAGGUGAAAGGAGAGUCAGCUGCAGCACGGUCUGGACAAGUAUAUGAAGGUGACCAAAUUGUGGGAGCCACUAUCUACUUUGAUAACAUGAGUUCAGAAGAAACAGCUGACCUACUAAAGACGUUGAACCGCCACAAGGUUGGACUGAAACUACAAAACAAAUCCCCUUGCUGCUCGCCCUUGAGCACACCAUGUCGUUCACCAAUGGGUACACUGACAUGGGAAGGGAAGACCCGGUUUGGAGGUUCCAGUCCAGACAUCAUCCUUAGUGGUGAUGAUGAGGACUAUAAGAGAAUAUACACAAAGAAAAUCAAACCAAGGCUGAAGUCUGAGGACCUUGCAGAAGGAGUUGAUGUUCGUACAGAGCGGCACAGCAGCACAAGCACUGAUGGCAGCACAAUUACUACCAUCACCCGCCGCAUUACUACCUACACAGUGGACAUGCCAAGUGGCCCAAGUGAGCAGCUUGAGGUUUCAAGCCCAGAGUUCAAGGGGCCAAGGAACGAAUCUGCAGAUGGUUCUCCUCGUUUCAAAAUCUCACAUGGCAGCCCUUCAGGUAAAGAGGGAACAGAGGAGGGAGUUUUUGAGUCAAGCAAUGUCUCUUACACUGGACCACAUGUUAGCUCCACAGAGACACGGUGGGGCAGUGGGGGUGUUAAGACCACAACAAAUACAAGAGAGAUAGAAAAAGACAGAAGUGCAGGUCUCAGAUUUAAAGGACCAAACUUUGGAAUAACAGGUGGUGGCCAGGCAGGUUUUGAGAUCUCAAAAGGAGGUGCAGAGCAAGGAGAUGGAAGCAACCAGUUGUCAGAAGCAGGCAUGAAACUAAGAGACAGCACAAACACUGGGAGUAAGCAUGUUACAAUAGGAGGGAUAGGAGGUGCAGAGGUUAUCUCUGCGGACGAGAAUGGAGGAUCAGCGGUAACAAUUGGCCAUGUUAAAUCGGGAUAUUCCUCAAGGUCUGCCAAGAUUUCAAUGGCAGGUGUGGAUGUAAGUGGUGUGCCAAAGACUGAGGGAGAAAUCAAGGCACCGAUAGUAGACUUCAAAGGUCCAGAUGUAAAUAUUGAGGGAAAUGAAGGGGAUUUCAAAAUGCCUCAGAUAAAGAUACCAUCAUUUGGUGGUCAUGGGGUUGCUAUUAAAGCACCUACAGCUGGUGUUGAAAGCAUUGAUUUAAAAAUCAAAGGAACCAAACCUGAUAUUGACAUUAAAGCACCACAAAUUGAUGUCAAAACCACUGUGGUUGGCAUUAAAGGGGACAAAGUUGAUAUGGAACGGUCAGAUGCAAACAUUAAUAUCCCAAAAUUGGAUAUUAACAUUGAGGGACAUGAAGCUGGACCCAAUGGCCUAAAAGAUACGAAAUUUCAAGGUGAUGUGUCUGUACCAAAAAUGAAAGGAGGUAAAAAGAUUGUAAAAACUCAAGUGGGACCUAAAACAGCUGAAAUCGAAACACCAUCAUUUGGAAUUAAAGUUCCAAGGGUUGAAGGGCAAGAAGUUAAUGUUCAAGGGCCGAAGAGUGAAUUUGAAAUGCCUAAAAUCAAAAUUCCAUCCUUUAAAGGGGAUGUUAAUAUUCCCAAAGCUGCAAUUGUUGGGAAAGUACCUGAUGUUGACAUCAAAUCUCCACAGAUUGACGUGGAAGUCCCUGUAAAAGGUCCAAAGAUCCCAAAUCUUGACUUCAAACUAAAAGGUCCUAGAGUCGAGGGAAAUGUGGAUGCUUCUCUUCCAAAGAUGGAAGGAGGCAUAACAACUUCUGAGGUGAACAUUGAAGGACAAGGAUUUGAUAUUGAGGGCAAAAAAGGUGGAUUUAAAAUGCCUUCAUUUAAAAUGCCAUCACUCAACAUAAAGGGUCCAAACAUAGAGGGUGCAGACAUUGAUGUGUCCCUUCCAAAAGCAAAAGUUGAUGUUCCAGGUACUGACAUUGACAUCAAAUUACCAGAGGUAGAUAUUGAAGGACCAAAACUCAAAGGACCCAAAUUUAAUAUGCCGACAAUGUCAGAUGUGGAUUUAAAAAUAAAAGGUCCAAAAACCGAGGGAGACAUAAGAGCACCUAAAGUUGUUGUUAACCUCCCAGAAGCAAAUGUUGACAUUAAAGCCCCCAAAUUGGAUAUCAAAGGACCAGAGGUUGACUUACCGAGUUCUAGUGGUAAGAUAAAGGGACCUACAAUCAAGUUACCAAAAAUCUCAGGACCAAAAAUCUCCAUGCCAGAUGUGGAUGUUAAUUUGAAAGGGCCCACGCUCAAAGGUGCAGUGGAUAUGUCAGCUCCAAAGAUCGAAGGAGACAUCAAAACACCCGAUGUUGACAUCAAAGGUCCACAAAUUGAUUUUGGAGGACCCAUGGGUGGAUUUGAAAUGCCGAAAAUCAAAUUGCCAACAUUUGGUAUUAAAUCCCCCGAAAUGGAUCUCAAAGGUCCCGAACUCAACAUGCCAGAAGUUUCCCGACCGAAGAUAAACAUGCCAAAUGUCGACUUUGACCCAAAAGCUGCCAAACAUAAAGUUAAUGUGGAUGUGUCCCUUCCAAGAAUUGAGGGAGAUAUCAAAACACCUGAAAUAGAGAUCAGAGGGCCUAAUCUGGAUUUUGAUGCUGAUACCAACCUGAUGGGGCCCAAGUUGAAGGGUGAUUUAAAAGGGGAUGUUCAAAUGCCAAAAGCUGAACUCAGGGGGCCUGAUAUAACAGUAGAUGUUCCAGAGAUUGGUACAAAGAAAACCAAAUUUAAAAUGCCAAAGUUUGGAUUUAAGGGACCAAAGGUAAAGGCCCCAGAGAUUGAUAUGAAAAUGGUACAAGGGGACAUCAGCAUCAAAGAAAAAAAUGGAAGUUCUGAAGGUCUUGAUACUGACCUGGCAUUGACUGGUCCAAAAACUAAAGGUCAAAAAUUCAAGCUGCCACAAUUAGAGGGAACAGAUGUAAACCUUCCAAAAGCUAAUAUUGAUGUUAAAAUACCUAAGGUUGACAUAACAAGUGACAUCAAAGCUCCAAAAAUUGACAUUGAGGCACCAGAGGUUGACAUUGAGGGGCACAAAGGAGGAUUCAAAAUGCCCAAACUUAAAUUGCCAUCCUUUGGUGUUAAAGGCCCGAACGUUGAAGGGCCUGAAGUGGAUGUUAGCCUUCCAACAGGAGACAUUGAUAUUAAAGCACCUGAACUGGAAAUGACAGCACCAGAUGUUGACAUUGAGGGUCAUGGUAGUAAGGUCAACCUGCCAAGUAUUUCCGGACCAAAAGGUGGAUUUGACAUGCCUAAAAUAAAAAUGCCUUCCUUUGGCUUAAAGGGUACAACAUUGGAGGGUCCAGAUAUUGAUGUAAACCUUCCAAAAGCUAAUAUUGAUGUUAACGUACCUAAAGGUGACAUUAAAGGGCCAGAAAUUGACAUCGAAGGUCCUGAUGCAAAACUCAAAGGGCCCAGAUUCAACAUGCCAAGUGUGGCAGGACCCAAACUCUCCAUGCCUAGUGUGGACUUCAAUCUGAGAGGUUCCACUCCUAAAGGUGGUGCUGAUGUUGCACUUCCAAAGAUUGAAGGAACAGAUGUUGACGUUAACCUUCCAAAAAUGAAUAUUGAUGUUAACAUACCUGAGGUUGACAUUAAAGGUGACAUCAAAACUCCCCGGGUUGACCUUGAAGGGCCAGAAAUUGACAUUGAGGGGCACAAGGGAGAAUUCAAAAUGCCGAAAUUUAAAAUGCCAGGCUUUGGAGUGAAAGGUCAAAAACUUGAAGGGCCUGAUGUUGAUGUCAGCUUGCCAGGAACUGAUAUUGAUAUUAAAGCCCCUGGAUUGGAUAUUGAAGUACCAAAAGUUGACCUAGAGAGUCCUAGUGCCAAGAUCAAGGGAACUAAAUUCAAAAUGCCAACCAUCAGUGGACCAAAGAUCAAUAUGCCAGAUGUGGACUUCAAUCUGAAAGGGCCUUCAUUUAAAGGAGAUAUGUCACUUCCAAAGUUGGAAGGAGACAUAACAGCACCUGGUGUUAAUAUUGACGCUCCAGAGAUUGAUCUCAAAGGCCCGAAGGUUGAUGUUUCAGGUCCAAAAGGUGGAUUUGACAUGCCUCAUAUAAAAAUGCCUUCCUUUGGCUUCAAGGGCCCUAAAUUGGAAGGUCCAGAUGUUUAUGUAGACCUUCCAAAAUCUAAUAUUGACGUGACAGUACCUAAGGUUGACAUUAAAGGGCCAGAAAUUGACAUUGAAGGUCCUGAUGCCAAAUUCAAAACACCUAAAAUUAAAAUGCCAUCACUCUCAGGACCCAAGCUUCCAGAGUGGGACCUUAGUCUGAAAGGGCCCAAAAUGAAGGGAGAUGUUGAUGUGUCUGUUCCAAAGAUCGAAGGUGACAUCAAAGCUCCAAAAAUUGACAUUGAAGGGCCAGAUGUUGACGUUGAGGGGCCAAAAGGAGGAUUCAAAAUGCCUAAAUUUAAAAUGCCUGGCUUUGGAGUGAAAGGUCCAAAACUUGAAGGGCCCGAAGUUGAUAUUGAAGCCCCUGAAGUGGAUAUCAAAGGACCGGAGGUUGACUUUGAGACUCCUAGUGGCAAGAUCAAGGGAACUAAAUUCAAAAUGCCAACCAUCAGUGGACCAAAGGUCAGUAUGCCAGAUGUGGACUUAAAUCUGAAAGGGCCUUCAUUUAAAGGAGAUAUGUCACUUCCAAAGUUGGAAGGAGACAUAACAGCACCUGGUGUUAAUAUCGACGCUCCAGAGUUUGAUCUCAAAGGCCCCAAGGUUGAUGUUUCAGGUCCAAAAGGUGGAUUUGACAUGCCUCAUAUAAAAAUGCCUUCCUUUGGCUUCAAGGGCCCUAAAUUGGAAGGUCCAGAUGUUGAUGUAGACCUUCCAAAAUCUAAUAUUGAUGUGACAGUACCUAAGGUUGACAUUAAAGGGCCAGAAAUUGACAUUGAAGGUCCUGAUGCCAAAUUCAAAACACCUAAAAUUAAAAUGCCAUCGCUCUCAGGACCCAAGCUUCCAGAGUGGGACCUUAGUCUAAAGGGGCCCAAAAUGAAGGGAGAUGUUGAUGCGUCUGUUCCAAAGAUUGAAGGUGACAUCAAAGCUCCAAAAAUUGACAUUGAAGGACCAGAUGUUGACAUUGAGGGGCCAAAAGGAGGAUUCAAAAUGCCUAAAUUUAAAAUGCCUGGUUUUGGAGUGAAAGGUCCAAAACUUGAAGGGCCCGAAGUUGACGUCAGCUUGCCAGGAACUGAAGUUGAUAUUGAAGCCCCCGGAUUGGAUAUCAAAGGACCAGAGGUGGACGUUGAGACUCCUAGUGGCAAGAUCAAGGGAACUAAAUUCAAAAUGCCAACCAUCAGCGGACCAAAGAUCAGUAUGCCAGAUGUGGACUUCAAUCUGAAAGGGCCUUCAUUUAAAGGAGAUAUGUCACUUCCAAAGUUGGAAGGAGACAUAAAAGCACCUGAUGUUGAUGUCAAUGCUCCAGACCUUAACGUUCAAGGUCCAAAAGGUGGAUUUGACAUGCCUCAUAUAAAAAUGCCUUCCUUUGGCUUCAAGGGCCCUAAAUUGGAGGGUCCGGAUGUUGAUGUAAAGCUUCCAAAAGCUAAUAUUGAUGUAAACCUACCUAAAGUUGACAUUAAAGGGCCAGAAAUUGACAUUGAAGAUCCUGAUACCAAAUUCAAAACACCUAAAAUUAAAAUGCCAUCGCUGUCAGGACCCAAGCUUCCAGAGUGGGAUCUUAGUCUGAAAGGGCCCAAAAUGAAGGGAGAUGUUGAUGUGUCUGUUCCAAAGAUCGAAGGUGACGUCAAAGCUCCAAAAAUUGACAUUGAAGGACCAGAUGUUGACGUUGAGGGGCCAAAAGGAGGAUUCAAAAUGCCUAAAUUUAAAAUGCCUGGCUUUGGAGUGAAAGGUCCAAAACUUGAAGGGCCCGAAGUUGAUAUUGAAGCCCCCGAAGUGGAUAUCAAAGGACCGGAGGUUGACUUUGAGACUUCUAGUGGCAAGAUCAAGGGAACUAAAUUCAAAAUGCCAACCAUCAGUGGACCAAAGAUCAGUAUGCCAGAUGUGGACUUCAAUCUGAAAGGGCCUUCAUUUAAAGGAGAUAUGUCACUUCCAAAGUUGGAAGGAGACAUAAAAGCGCCUGGCGUUAAUAUCGACACUCCAGAUAUUGAUCUCAAAGGCCCCAAGGUUGAUUUUUCAGGUCCAAAAGGUGGAUUUGACAUGCCUCAUAUAAAAAUGCCUUCCUUUGGCUUCAUGGGCCCUAAAUUGGAAGGUACAGAUGUUGAUGUAGACCUUCCAAAAGCUAAUAUUGAUGUGACAGUACCUAAGGUUGACAUUAAAGGGCCAGAAAUUGACGUUGACACUGAUGCCAAAUUCAAAACACCUAAAAUUAAAAUGCCAUCACUCUCAGGACCCAAGCUUCCAGAGUGGGACCUUAGUCUAAAGGGGCCCAAAAUGAAGGGAGAUGUUGAUGUGACUGUUCCAAAGAUGGAAGGUGACAUCAAUGCUCCAAAAAUUGACAUUGAAGGUCCAGAUGUUGACAUUGAGGGGCCAAAAGGAGGAUUCAAAAUGCCUAAAUUUAAAAUGCCUGGCUUUGGAGUGAAAGGUCAAAAACUUGAAGGGCCCGAAGUUGAUGUCAGCUUGCCUGGAACUGAAGUUGAUAUUGAAGCCCCCGGAUUGGAUAUCAAAGGACCAGAGGUGGACGUUGAGACUCCUAGUGGCAAGAUCAAGGGAACUAAAUUCAAAAUGCCAACCAUCAGCGGACCAAAGAUCAGUAUGCCAGAUGUGGACUUCAAUCUGAAAGGGCCUUCAUUUAAAGGAGAUACGUCACUUCCAAAGUUGGAAGGAGACAUAAAAGCACCUGAUGUUGAUGUCAAUGCUCCAGACCUUAACAUUCAAGGUCCAAAAGGUGGAUUUGACAUGCCUCAUAUAAAAAUGCCUUCCUUUGGCUUCAAGGGCCCUAAAUUGGAGGGUCCGGACGUUGAUGUAAACCUUCCAAAAGCUAAUAUUGAUGUAAACCUACCUAAAGUUGACGUUAAAGGGCCAGAAAUUGACAUUGAAGGUCCUGAUACCAAAUUCAAAACACCUAAAAUUAAAAUGCCAUCACUGUCAGGACCCAAGCUUCCAGAGUGGGACCUUAGUCUGAAAGGGCCCAAAAUGAAGGGAGAUGUUGAUGUGUCUGUUCCAAAGAUCGAAGGUGACAUCAAAGCUCCAAAAAUUGACGUUGAAGGACCAGAUGUUGACGUUGAGGGGCCAAAAGGAGGAUUCAAAAUGCCUAAAUUUAAAAUGCCUGGCUUUGGAGUGAAAGGUCCAAAACUUGAAGGGCCCGAAGUUGAUAUUGAAGCCCCCGAAGUGGAUAUCAAAGGACCGGAGGUUGACUUUGAGACUCCUAGUGGCAAGAUCAAGGGAACUAAAUUCAAAAUGCCAACCAUCAGCGGACCAAAGAUCAGUAUGCCAGAUGUGGACUUCAAUCUGAAAGGGCCUUCAUUUAAAGGAGAUAUGUCACUUCCAAAGUUGGAAGGAGACAUAACAGCACCUGGUGUUAAUAUCGACACUCCAGAGAUUGAUCUCAAAGGCCCCAAGGUUGAUUUUUCAGGUCCAAAAGGUGGAUUUGACAUGCCUCAUAUAAAAAUGCCUUCCUUUGGCUUCAAGGGCCCUAAAUUGGAAGGUACAGAUGUUGAUGUAGACCUUCCAAAAGCUAAUAUUGAUGUGACAGUACCUAAGGUUGACAUUAAAGGGCCAGAAAUUGACGUUGAAGGUCCUGAUGCCAAAUUCAAAACACCUAAAAUUAAAAUGCCAUCGCUCUCAGGACCCAAGCUUCCAGAGUGGGACCUUAGUCUAAAGGGGCCCAAAAUGAAGGGAGAUGUUGAUGUGACUGUUCCAAAGAUGGAAGGUGACAUCAAAGCUCCAAAAAUUGACAUUGAACGACCAGAUGUUGACGUUGAGGGGCCAAAAGGAGGAUUCAAAAUGCCUAAAUUUAAAAUGCCUGGCUUUGGAGUGAAAGGUCCAAAACUUGAAGGGCCUGAAGUUGAUGUCAGUUUGCCAGGAACUGAAGUUGAUAUUGAAGCCCCCGGAUUGGAUAUCAAAGGACCAGAGGUGGACGUUGAGACUCCUAGCGGCAAGAUCAAGGGAACUAAAUUCAAAAUGCCAACCAUCAGCGGACCAAAGAUCAGUAUGCCGGAUGUGGACUUCAAUCUGAAAGGGCCUUCAUUUAAAGGAGAUAUGUCACUUCCAAAGUUGGAAGGAGAUAUAAAAGCGCCUGAUGUUGAUGUCAAUGCUCCAGACCUUAACAUUCAAGGUCCAAAAGGUGGAUUUGACAUGCCUCAUAUAAAAAUGCCUUCCUUUGGCUUCAAGGGCCCUAAAUUGGAGGGUCCAGAUGUUGAUGUAAAGCUUCCAAAAGCUAAUAUUGAUGUUGACCUACCUAAAGUUGACGUUAAAGGGCCAGAAAUUGACAUUGAAGGUCCCGAUACCAAAUUCAAAACACCUAAAAUUAAAAUGCCAUCACUCUCAGGUCCCAAGCUUCCAGAGUGGGACCUUAGUCUGAAGGGGCCCAAAAUGAAGGGAGAUGUUGAUGUGUCUGUUCCAAAGAUUGAAGGUGACAUCAAAGCUCCAAAAAUUGACAUUGAAGGACCAGAUGUUGACGUUGAGGGGCCAAAAGGAGGAUUCAAAAUGCCUAAAUUUAAAAUGCCUGGCUUUGGAGUGAAAGGUCCAAAACUUGAAGGACCUGAAGUUGAUAUCAGUUUGCCAGGAACUGAAGUUGAUAUUGAAGCCCCCGGUUUGGAUAUCAAAGGACCGGAGGUUGACUUUGAGACUCCUAGUGGCAAGAUCAAGGGAACUAAAUUCAAAAUGCCAACCAUCAGCGGACCAAAGAUCAGUAUGCCAGAUGUGGACUUCAAUCUGAAAGGGCCUUCAUUUAAAGGAGAUAUGUCACUUCCAAAGUUGGAAGGAGACAUAAAAGGACCUGCUGUUGAUAUCAAUAAUCCAGACCUUAACAUUCAAGGUCCAAAAGGUGGAUUUGACAUGCCUCAUAUAAAAAUGCCUUCCUUUGGCUUCAAGGGCCCUAAAUUGGAGAGUCCAGAUGUUGAUGUAAAACUUCCAAAAGCUAAUAUUGAUGUUAACCUACCUAAAGUUGACAUUAAAGGGCCAGAAAUUGACAUUGAAGGUCCUGAUGCCAAAUUCAAAACACCUAAAAUUAAAAUGCCAUCACUGUCAGGACCCAAGCUUCCAGAGUGGGACGUUAGUCUGAAGGGGCCCAAAAUGAAGGGAGACUUUGAUGUGUCUAUUCCAAAGAUAGAAGGUGAUAUCAAAACUCCCAAGGUUGACAUUGAAGGGCCAGAAGUUGAUAUUGAGGGGCCAAAAGGAGGAUUCAAAAUGCCGAAAUUUAAAAUGCCACACUUUGGAGGGAAAGGUCCAAAACCUGAAGGACCUGAUGUUGAUGUCAGCUUGCCUGGCACCGAUAUUGAUAUUAAAAGUCCCGGAUUGGAUAUCAAAGGACCAGAGGUUGACCUGGAGAUUCCCAGUGGCAAAAUCAAGGGAACUAAAUUCAAAAUGCCAACAAUCAGCGGACCAAAGAUCAGUAUGCCAGACGUGGACUUCAAUCUGAAAGGGCCUUCAUUGAAAGGAGAUAUGUCACUUCCAAAGCUGGAAGGAGACAUUAAAGCACCUGAUGUUGAUAUCAAUGCUCCAGACUUUAAUAUUCAAGGUCCAAAAGGUGGAUUUGACAUGCCUCAUAUAAAAAUGCCUUCCUUUGGCUUCAAGGGACCUAAAUUGGAGGGUCCAGAUGUUGAUGUAAAUCUUCCAAAAGCUAAUAUUGAUGUUAACCUACCAAAGGUAGAUGUUAAAGGGCCAGAAAUUGACAUGGAAGGUCCUGAUGCAAAAUUAAAAACACCCAACCUAAAAAUGCCAUCACUCUCAGGACCCAAGCUUCCAGAGUGGGACCUCAGUCUCAAGGGGCCGAAAAUGAAGGGAGAUGUUGAUGUGUCUGUUCCAAAGAUAAAAGGUGAUAUCAAAACUCCCAAGGUUGACAUUGAAGGGCCAGAGGUUGACAUUGACGGGCACAGAGGAGGAUUCAAAAUGCCGAAAUUUAAAAUGCCACACUUCGGAGGGAAAGGUCCAAAACUUGAAGGGCCUGAUAUUGAUGUCAGCAUGCCAGGAACUGAUAUUGAUAUUAAAGCUCCUGGAUUGGAUAUCAAAGGACCAGAAGUUGACCUGGAGAGUCCCAGUGGCAAAAUCAAGGGAAGUAAAUUCAAAAUGCCAACAAUCAGCGGACCAAAGAUCAGUAUGCCAGACGUGGACUUCAAUCUGAAAGGGCCUUCAAUGAAAGGAGAUAUGUCACUUCCAAAGCUGGAAGGAGACAUUAAAGCACCUGAUGUUGAUAUCAAUGCUCCAGACUUUAAUAUUCAAGGUCCAAAAGGUGGAUUUGACAUGCCUCAUAUAAAAAUGCCUUCCUUUGGCUUCAAGGGACCUAAAUUGGAGGGUCCAGACGUUGAUGUAAAUCUUCCAAAAGCUAAUAUUGAUGUUAACCUACCAAAGGUAGAUGUUAAAGGGCCAGAAAUUGACAUGGAAGGUCCUGAUGCAAAAUUAAAAACACCCGACCUAAAAAUGCCAUCACUCUCAGGACCCAAGCUUCCAGAGUGGGACCUCAGUCUCAAGGGGCCGAAAAUGAAGGGAGAUGUUGAUGUGUCUGUUCCAAAGAUAAAAGGUGAUAUCAAAACUCCCAAGGUUGACAUUGAAGGGCCAGAGGUUGACAUUGACGGGCACAGAGGAGGAUUCAAAAUGCCGAAAUUUAAAAUGCCACACUUCGGAGGGAAAGGUCCAAAACUUGAAGGGCCUGAUAUUGAUGUCAGCAUGCCAGGAACUGAUAUUGAUAUUAAAGCUCCUGGAUUGGAUAUCAAAGGACCAGAAGUUGACCUGGAGAGUCCCAGUGGCAAAAUCAAGGGAAGUAAAUUCAAAAUGCCAACCAUCACCGGACCAAAGAUCAGUAUGCCAGAUGUGGACUUCAAUCUGAAAGGGCCUUCUCUUAAAGGAGAUAUGUCACUUCCAAAGUUGGAAGGAGACAUAAAAGCGCCUGAUGUUGAUGUCAAUGCUCCAGACUUUAAUAUUCAAGGUCCAAAAGGUGGAUUUGACAUGCCUCAUAUAAAAAUGCCUUCCUUUGGCUUCAAGGGCCCUAAAUUGGAGGGUCCAGAUAUUGAUGUAAACCUUCCAAAAGCUGAUAUUGAUGUUAACAUACCUAAAGUUGACAUUAAGGGGCCAGAAAUUGACAUUGAAGGUCCUGAUGCAAAAUUCAAAACACCCAACAUAAAAAUACCAUCAAUUUCAGGACCCAAGCUUCCAGAGUGGGACCUCAGUCUGAAGGGGCCCAAAAUGAAGGGAGACUUUGAUGCGUCUAUUCCAAAGAUAAAAGGUGAUAUCAAAACUCCCAAGGUUGACAUUGAAGGGCCAGAAGUUGACAUUGAGGGGCACAGAGGAGGAUUCAAAAUGCCGAAAUUUAAAAUGCCAAACUUUGGAGGGAAAGGUCCAAAACUUGAAGGGCCUGAUGUUGAUGUCAGCUUGCCAGGCACUGAUAUUGAUAUUAAAGCUCCCGGAUUGGAUAUCAAAGGACCAGAGGUUGAUUUGGAGAGUCCAAGUGGCAAAAUCAAGGGAACUAAAUUCAAAAUGCCAACCAUCACUGGACCAAAGAUCAGUAUGCCAGAUGUGGACUUCAAUAUGAAAGGACCUUCAUUUAAAGGAGAUACGUCACUUCCAAAGUUGGAAGGAGACAUAAAAGGACCUGCUGUUGAUAUCAAUGCUCCAGACCUUAACAUUCAAGGUCCAAAAGGUGGAUUUGACAUGCCUCAUAUAAAAAUGCCUUCCUUUGGCUUCAAGGGACCUAAAUUGGAGGGUCCAGAUGUUGAUGUAAAUCUUCCAAAAGCUAAUAUUGAUGUUAACCUACCAAAGGUAGAUGUUAAAGGGCCAGAAAUUGACAUGGAAGGUCCUGAUGUAAAAUUAAAAACACCCAACCUAAAAAUGCCAUCACUCUCAGGACCCAAGCUUCCAGAGUGGGACCUCAGUCUCAAGGGGCCCAAAAUGAAGGGAGAUGUUGAUGUGUCUGUUCCAAAGAUAAAAGGUGAUAUCAAAACUCCCAAGGUUGACAUUGAAGGGCCAGAAGUUGACAUUGAGGGGCACAGAGGAGGAUUCAAAAUGCCGAAAUUUAAAAUGCCACACUUUGGUGGAAAAGGUCCAAAACUUGAAGGGCCUGAAGUUGAUGUCAGCUUGCCAGGAAGUGAUAUUGAUAUUAAAGCUCCUGGAUUAGAUAUCAAAGGACCAGACGUUGACCUGGAGAGUCCUAGUGGUAAAAUCAAGGGAACUAAAUUCAAAAUGCCAACGAUCACCGGACCAAAGAUCAGUAUGCCAGAUGUGGACUUCAAUCUGAAAGGGCCUUCAUUAAAAGGUGAUAUGUCACUUCCAAAGUUGAAAGGAGAACUAAAAGCACCUGACGUUGAUAUCAAUGCUCCAGACUUCAAUAUGGAAGGUCCAAAAGUUGAUGUUAAAGGUCCAAAAGCUGGAUUUGACAUGCCUCAUAUAAAAAUGCCUUCCUUUGGCUUCAAGGGCCCUAAAUUGGAGGGUCCAGAUGUUGAUGUUAACCUUCCAAAAGCUAAUAUUGAUGUCAACCUACCUAAGGUUGACAUGGAAGGUCCAGACAUUGACAUUGAAGGUCCUGAUGCAAAAUUCAAAACACCUAAAAUUAAAAUGCCAUCACUGUCAGGACCCAAGCUUCCAGAGUGGGACGUUAGUCUGAAGGGGCCCAAAAUGAAGGGAGACUUUGAUGUGUCUAUUCCAAAGAUAGAAGGCGAUAUCAAAACUCCAAAGGUUGACAUUGAAGGGCCUGAAGUUGACAUUGAGGGACACAGAGGAGGAUUCAAAAUGCCGAAAUUUAAAAUGCCAAACUUUGGAGGGAAAGGUCCAAAACUUGAAGGUCCGGAUGUGGAUGUCAGCUUGCCAGGAACUGAUAUUGAUAUUAAAGCUCCCGGUUUGGAUAUCACAGGAACAGAGGUUGACCUGGAGAGUCCCAGUGGUAAAAUCAAGGGAAGUAAAUUUAAAAUGCCAACCAUCACCGGACCAAAGAUCAGUAUGCCAGACGUGGACUUCAAUCUUAAAGGGCCUUCAAUUAAAGGAGAUACGUCACUUCCAAAGUUGGAAGGAGACAUAAAAGGACCUGCUGUUGAUAUCAAUGCUCCAGACCUUAACAUUCAAGGUCCAAAAGGUGGAUUUGAUAUGCCUCAUAUAAAAAUGCCUUCCUUUGGCUUCAAGGGCCCUAAAUUGGAGGGUCCAGAUGUUGAUGUUAACCUUCCAAAAGCUAAUAUUGAUGUUAACCUACCUAAGGUUGACAUGGAAAGUCCAGACAUUGACGUUGAAGGUCCUGAUGCAAAAUUCAAAACACCUAAAUUUAAAAUGCCAUCAAUGUCAGGACCCAAGCUUCCAGAGUGGGACGUUAGUCUGAAGGGGCCAAAAAUGAAGGGAGACUUUGAUGUGUCUAUUCCCAAGAUAAAAGGUGAUAUCAAAACUCCGAAGGUUGACAUUGAAGGGCCAGAGGUUGACAUUGACGGGCACAGAGGAGGAUUCAAAAUGCCGAAAUUUAAAAUGCCACACUUCGGAGGGAAAGGUCCAAAACUUGAAGGGCCUGACAUUGAUGUCAGCGUGCCAGGAACUGAUAUUGAUAUAAAAUCUCCUGGAUUGGAUAUCAAAGGACCAGAGGUUGACCUGGAGAGUCCCAGUGGCAAAAUCAAGGGAAGUAAAUUCAAAAUGCCAACCAUCACUGGACCAAAGAUCAAUAUGCCAGACGUGGACUUCAAUCUGAAAGGGCCUUCAUUUAAAGGAGAUAUGUCACUUCCAAAGUUGGAAGGAGACAUAAAAGCACCUGCUGUUGAUAUCAAUGCUCCAGACCUUAACAUUCAAGGUCCAAAAGGUGGAUUUGACAUGCCUCAUAUAAAAAUGCCUUCCUUUGGCUUCAAGGGCCCUAAAUUGGAGGGUCCAGAUGUUGAUGUUAACCUUUCAAAAGCUAAUAUUGAUGUUAACAUACCUAAGGUUGACAUGGAAGGUCCAGACAUUGACAUUGAAGGUCCUGAUGCAAAAUUCAAAACACCUAAAUUUAAAAUGCCAUCAAUGUCAGGACCCAAGCUUCCAGAGUGGGACGUUAGUCUGAAGGGGCCCAAAAUGAAGGGAGACUUUGAUGUGUCUAUUCCAAAGAUAGAAGGUGAUAUCAAAACACCCAAGGUUGACAUUGAAGGGCCUGAAGUUGACAUUGAGGGACACAGAGGAGGAUUCAAAAUGCCGACAUUCAAAAUGCCAAACUUUGGAGGGAAAGGUCCAAAACUUGAAGGGCCUGAUGUGGAUGUCAGCUUGCCAGGAACUGAUAUUGAUAUUAAAGCUCCAGGUUUGGAUAUCGCUGGAACAGAGGUUGACUUGGAGAGUCGAAGCGGCAAAAUCAAGGGAACUAAAUUUAAAAUGCCAACCAUCACCGGACCAAAGAUCAGUAUGCCAGACGUGGACUUUAAUCUUAAAGGGCCUUCAAUUAAAGGAGAUAUGUCACUUCCAAAGUUGGAAGGAGACAUAAAAGGACCCGCUGUUGAUAUCAAUGCUCCAGACCUUAACAUUCAAGGUCCAAAAGGUGGAUUUGAUAUGCCUCAUAUAAAAAUGCCUUCCUUUGGCUUCAAGGGCCCUAAAUUGGAGGGUCCAGAUGUUGAUGUUAACCUUCCAAAAGCUAAUAUUGAUGUCAACCUACCUAAAGUUGACGUUAAAGGGCCAGAAAUUGACAUUGAAGGUCCUGAUACCAAAUUCAAAACACCUAAAAUUAAAAUGCCAUCAAUGUCAGGACCCAAGCUUCCAGAGUGGGACGUUAGUCUGAAGGGGCCCAAAAUGAAGGGAGACUUUGAUGUGUCUAUUCCAAAGAUAAAAGGUGAUAUCAAAACUCCGAAGGUUGACGUUGAAGGGCCAGAGGUUGACAUUGACGGGCACAGAGGAGGAUUCAAAAUGCCGAAAUUUAAAAUGCCACACUUCGGAGGGAAAGGUCCAAAACUUGAAGGGCCUGAUAUUGAUGUCAGCGUGCCAGGAACUGAUAUUGAUAUCAAAGCUCCUGGAUUCGAUAUCAAAGGACCAGAGGUUGACCUGGAGAGUCCCAGUGGCAAAAUCAAGGGAAGUAAAUUCAAAAUGCCAACCAUCACCGGACCAAAGAUCAGUAUGCCAGACGUGGACUUCAAUCUGAAAGGGCCUUCAAUUAAAGGAGAUACGUCACUUCCAAAGUUGGAAGGAGACAUAAAAGGACCUGCUGUUGAUAUCAAUGCUCCAGACCUUAACAUUCAAGGUCCAAAAGGUGGAUUUGACAUGCCUCAUAUAAAAAUGCCUUCCUUUGGCUUCAAGGGCCCUAAAUUGGAGGGUCCAGAUGUUGAUGUUAACCUUCCAAAAGCUAAUAUUGAUAUCAACCUACCUAAGGUUGACAUGGAAGGUCCAGACAUUGACAUUGAAGGUCCUGAUGCAAAAUUCAAAACACCUAAAUUUAAAAUGCCAUCAAUGUCAGGACCCAAGCUUCCAGAGUGGGACGUUAGUCUGAAGGGGCCCAAAAUGAAGGGAGACUUUGAUGUGUCUAUUCCAAAGAUAGAAGGUGAUAUCAAAACUCCAAAGGUUGACAUUGAAGGGCCAGAAGUUGACAUUGAGGGACACAGAGGAGGAUUCAAAAUGCCGACAUUUAAAAUGCCAAACUUUGGAGGGAAAGGUCCAAAACUUGAAGGGCCUGAUGUUGACGUCAGUUUGCCAGAAACUGAUAUUGAUAUUAAAGCUCCCGGAUUGGAUAUCAAAGGACCAGAGGUUGACAUGGAGAGUCCUAGUGGCAAAAUCAAGGGAAGUAAAUUCAAAAUGCCAACCAUCAGCGGACCAAAGAUUAGUAUGCCAGAUGUGGACUUCAAUCUGAAAGGGCCUUCAUUUAAAGGAGAUAUGUCACUUCCAAAGUUGGAAGGAGACAUAAAAGCACCUGAUGUUGAUGUCAAUGCUCCAGACCUUAACAUUCAAGGUCCAAAAGGUGGAUUCGACAUGCCUCAUAUAAAAAUGCCUUCCUUUGGCUUCAAGGGCCCUAAAUUGGAGGGUCCAGAUGUUGAUGUAAACCUUCCAAAAGCUGAUAUUGAUGUUAACGUACCUAAGGUUGACAUUAAAGGGCCAGAAAUUGACAUUGAAGGUCCUGAUGCAAAAUUCAAAACACCUAAAAUUAAAAUGCCAUCACUGACAGGACCCAAGCUUCCAGAGUGGGACCUCAGUCUAAAGGGGCCCAACAUGAAGGGAGGUGUUGAUGUGUCUAUUCCAAAGAUAGAAGGUGAUAUCAAAACUCCCAAGGUUGACAUUGAAGGGCCAGAAGUUGAUAUUGAGGGACACAGAGGAGGAUUCAAAAUGCCGAAAUUUAAAAUGCCAACCUUUGGUGGGAAGAGUCCAAAACUUGAAGGACCUGAUGUUGACGUCAGUUUGCCAGAAACUGAUAUUGAUAUUAAAGCUCCCGGAUUGGAUAUCAAAGGACCAGAGGUUGACAUGGAGAGUCCUAGUGGCAAAAUCAAGGGAAGUAAAUUCAAAAUGCCAACCAUCAGCGGACCAAAGAUUAGUAUGCCAGAUGUGGACUUCAAUCUGAAAGGGCCUUCAUUUAAAGGAGAUAUGUCACUUCCAAAGUUGGAAGGAGACAUAAAAGCACCUGAUGUUGAUGUCAAUGCUCCAGACCUUAACAUUCAAGGUCCAAAAGGUGGAUUCGACAUGCCUCAUAUAAAAAUGCCUUCCUUUGGCUUCAAGGGCCCUAAAUUGGAGGGUCCAGAUGUUGAUGUAAACCUUCCAAAAGCUGAUAUUGAUGUUAACGUACCUAAGGUUGACAUUAAAGGGCCAGAAAUUGACAUUGAAGGUCCUGAUGCAAAAUUCAAAACACCUAAAAUUAAAAUGCCAUCACUGACAGGACCCAAGCUUCCAGAGUGGGACCUCAGUCUAAAGGGGCCCAACAUGAAGGGAGGUGUUGAUGUGUCUAUUCCAAAGAUAGAAGGUGAUAUCAAAACUCCCAAGGUUGACAUUGAAGGGCCAGAAGUUGAUAUUGAGGGACACAGAGGAGGAUUCAAAAUGCCGAAAUUUAAAAUGCCAACCUUUGGUGGGAAGAGUCCAAAACUUGAAGGACCUGAUGUUGAUGUCAGUUUGCCAGGCACUGAUAUUGAUAUUAAAGCUCCCGGAUUGGAUAUCAAAGGACCGGAGGUUGACUUUGAGAGUCCUAGUGGCAAAAUCAAGGGAACUAAAUUUAAAAUGCCAACCAUCAGCGGACCAAACAUCAAUAUGCCAGAUGUGGACUUCAAUCUGAAAGGGCCUUCAUUUAAAGGAGAUAUGUCACUUCCAAAGUUGGAAGGAGACAUAAAAGCACCUGAUGUUGAUAUCAAUGCUCCAGACCUUAACAUUCAAGGUCCAAAAGGUGGAUUUGACAUGCCUCAUAUAAAGAUGCCUUCCUUUGGCUUCAAGGGCCCUAAGUUGGAAGGUCCAGAUGUUGAUUUAAACCUUCCAAAAGCUAAUAUUGAUGUUAACGUACCUAAGGUUGACAUUGAAGGGCCAGAAAUUGACAUUGAAGGUCCUGAUGCAAAAUUCAAAACACCUAAAAUUAAAAUGCCAUCACUGUCAGGACCCAAUCUUCCAGAGUGGGACCUCAGUCUCAAGGGGCCGAAAAUGAAGGGAGGUGUUGAUGUGUCUAUUCCAAAGAUAGAAGGUGAUAUCAAAACUCCCAAGGUUGAUAUUGAAGGGCCAGAAGUUGACAUUGAGGGACACAGAGGAGGAUUCAAAAUGCCGAAAUUUAAAAUACCAACCUUUGGUGGGAAGAGUCCCAAAUUUGAAGGACCUGAUGUUGAUGUUGGUUUGUCAGGAACUGAUAUUGAUAUUAAAGCCCCUGGAUUGGAUAUCAAAGGACAAGAGGUUGACCUAGAGAUUCCUAGUGGCAAGUUAAAGGGACCAAGAAUCCAAAUGCCAACCAUAUCAGGACCAAAGAUCAGUAUGCCAGAUGUUGACUUCAAUCUAAAAGGGCCAUCAUUUAAAGGUGAUAUGUCACUUCCAAAGGUGGAAAGAGACAUAAAAGGACCUGAUGUUGAUAUCAAUGCUCCAGACCUUAACAUUCAAGGUCCAAAAGGUGGAUUUGACAUGCCUCAUAUAAAAAUGCCUUCCUUUGGCUUCAAGGGCCCUAAAUUGGAGGGUCCAGAUGUUGAUGUAAACCUUCCAAAAGCUAAUAUUGAUGUUAACGUACCUAAGGUUGACAUUAAAGGGCCAGAAAUUGACAUUGAAGGUCCUGAUGCCAAAUUCAAAGGAACCAAGAUCAAAUUACCAUCACUGUCAGGACCCAAGCUUCCAGAGUGGGACCUUAGUAUGAAGGGCUCCAACAUGAAGGGAGGUGUUGAAAUGUCUGGUCCAACGAUUGAGGGUGACAUAAAAGCUCCCAAGGUUGAUAUUGAAGGACCAGAUUUUGACUUCGAGGGUCAGAAAGGAGGAUUUAAAAUGCCCAAGUUUACAAUGCCAUCAUUUGGUGGAAAAGGUCCUAAACUUGAAGGCCCAGAAAUUGAUGUCAGCCUUCCAACAGCGAACAUUGAUAUUAAAGCACCUGAAGUGGAUAUCACUGGACUAGAUGCUGACAUUGAGAGUUCUAGUGGUAAGUUUAAAGGGCCCAGAUUCAACGUGCCAAAUAUUUCAGGACCUAAGCUCUCCAUGCCCAGUGCGGAUUUCAAUCUGAAAGGUUCCACUCCUAAAGGGGGUGUUGAUGUCUCAGUUCCAAAGCUGGAAGGACCUGAACUCAAAUCACCAACCAUGACAAUAGAAGGUGGAAAGACAGGUGUUACUUUUCCCAAGUUCAAGGGUCCUAAGUUUGGAAUGAAAUCGCCAGAAGUUGAAGGUCCUGAUUUGAUGGUUAAAAAACCCAUGUUCAGUGUGGGAGCUAAAGGUUCCAAAACAGAUGUACAUCUCCCAGACACUGAAGCAAGUCUGGAUGCCCCUGAUAUUGACAUCAGUGUAAAGGGGAAAAGGGGUAAAUUUAAGCUUCCUAAAGUGAAAGCAAAGGCAAAGAAAUCAGAUUUUGACAUAGCAACACCAGCCAUAGAUGUUGAUGUAGACACACCAAAUAUUCAUGCCAAAGGAACAAAAGUAAAGAAGCCUAUGUUUGGUAGGCUUCAUUUUCCUGAUGUGGAAUUUGAUAUGAAAUCACCAAAAUUAAAAGGCGCUGGGUCUUUAUCUGAGGGACUGAAAUCACAUGACAUAGAUUUGCCAUCUGUAAGCCUGAAUGCUGCCUCUGAUGGAUCUUCCAUGGCGUGUUCAGAUGUUAGGUUGGAAGGGUCAGAUUUGAAAUUUAAGACUUCUGAUGCAAAUUAUUCGGUGGGCAGUGCAAGUGGUGGCAUUCAAUACCCAGAGGGUACAGUCACAUUCCCCAAAAUCAAGGCACCAACAUUUGGUAUUGCCCUCCCUCAGCUAAAAGGCGAAGAAGGUGGAGGAAAUGUAAAAUCUGAAUUUUCAGUAACUGGAGGAAUAAAUCUACAGCCUCCGUCGGUUAGUGCCCAGAAUGUUGAGGUUGCGAGUCCAGAACUAAAGCAAAGUGAAGGUAAAGUAAGGGUAAAGAUGCCAAAACUAUUUGGCAAAUCAAAAGCAAAGGGCAGUAGUGUAGGUGAUGUUCGGGGACCUGAGGGAGAAUUCAGUGCCAGUGGAAAAGGAAGUAAAGACCUAAGUGUGCACACUGGGGAAUUAAAACUAGAAGGUGAUCCUGGACUUGGUGUGUCAACUAAAGGCAAGUCAGCCUCACUAGAUCUUUUCAAGAAGUCAAGGCAUAGGUCAUCGUCUCUGAGUGAUGAGGGAGGGCUUGCAGUCAGUUCUCCUUCAGUUCACCUAGAUGCUGAGGGUGGCGACAUUUCAUUAGACAUGGGAGGAAGCAAGGUUAAAGGAAAGAAAAGCAAGUUGAAGUUUGGCACCUUUGGAGGGUUUGGUUCAAAGUCUAAGGGCUCAUAUGAAGUGACACUUGGUGAGGGCAGUGAAGCAGGAGCAGAGGGAAGUGCAGGUCUGUCCCUACCCUCUAAAAAGUCAAGAUUGUCCUCAUCUUCCAGCAGUGACAGUGUUUCAAGAGGCGGUUUUAGGUUCCCAAGACUUGAACUAUCGGUCUCACCCAAAAAAUGAUUGGUUAUAAAGCCAAUUCAAUUCUCAUGUACAGUCAAAAAUAUUCUUCUUGAACGUUAAAUUCUUUAAACAGCACUUUGUUUAAAUCUCUGGAGACACACAGUCAUCUUAAUGUCAUUAACAAUAAGAAAUUAUUUUCGCUUUUUUUUCAAUAAUUAGUCAGGAGUGCAUGAGAUUGUUUAAAAUCCCUUCAAACUGUAAAUAAGAUUAAUUUGUAUUGUAAUAAUAAAUAUCGUUUUUUGUACAUAGUCCAGAUUUAUUGAAAAUAUGCCAUAUCACCAAAUAUCCAUCAAUAGUUUAUUACAGGGUUUGUCAUUUUGUCCUACUACAUUCUAUUAAAUGAAUGUUUUAAUGAACGGGUGUGGUACGUUUGUAUCCAGGGGUCUAAUGCACAGAACAGAUCUUUACAAUAAUUAUUUUGAAGGAAAAUCCUGUUUAUACACAAAACACAAAUACAAACAUUUACCAGUUUUUCUUAAUGAAAUAAUUUUAUUUUCAAGCUUUGAUAUAAUAUAACCGUUGUAGAAGUAUAUUUAUGUAACAGAGAGCUGGCCAGGGGCGGACUUGGAGCAUCAGACCUCGGAUUUUGGAGGCUAACCAAUGUAAGAGAUAGAAAUUAAUCUGUGGAAAUAGAUAUUUUCUCAAUAACUCAGUCUAUUAUUUUGUUGGUUGAAUUCAUUAUGAGGUUUAUUCACAGAGUGGUAAUUACAAAUCAUACAUUUUUUAAGUCAGAAUUUUCUCUGAAAUUGUCUCACACGCAGUCUUUAUUUUUUUUAUCAUUCAUUUUAUUUAUUAUUUUUAAUGCUUGAUUAAGUUUAAUUCAUUGUGUACAUUUUAAUUAAUUCAUUAAUUAAUUUGCUAUCUCACUAAUUCAUUCAUAUAUUCACAGACUGAACUAAUGUGGCAUCCUAUUUAAAGGAAGGUCGCUUUAAAAAAAGAAAUCACUAUAACUUCUAACCUAAUGCUUUGAAACAGUGCACACUGAGUGAGUGCAGUCCGCCACUGGCUGGCCAUAACACAUUUACAUUCUAAAGGGUGAUGAUGUUGUAUACACCAUAUUUGCAAAGACAAUCACUGUUUAGAAAAACUAUCAACUCUCUCUAAAAUGCUGCAAGUACUUCUCUGUUCAUUUUUAAGCAAAUCAAUUCACCUUCAAAUUUUGUGAUUUAUCAAAAAUAUGCAUUUGUGUCACUUGUAUUAAACAGUUUGUGCUUCCUUAUUUUCAUUCUUACCUUUUUUACGAUCCUCUGUAUUUUAUUUCUUUUGUCACUCUCUGUACACACUGUUAUGAAUAUGUAAAACCAUGUCACAAAUAUAGACAUUUGUAUUUCAUUUGUAUCCACAAAUAUGCAUUGACAGAGAGUUGCAUAGUUUGGAUCAGAUAUGAUGAAAAUGGAAGACAAUAUUUUGGGUCUAUUCUUUUGUUUGCAUUCUGCCAAAGAAACUAAAUAAAAAAUUUACAGAAUUAA